GGAUAUACCAACAACCUGAUGAAUACCAAACCUUUUUGUUUCAUUGCUUCACCCAUCUUCAUAAUCUUGCUUGCUUACUGCAUUUAAAGAAACAGAGGAACUCAAUGACCCAACCCACGCUUUUUUCCUUUAUUUUCUUCCUAACAAACCUGCUCGUCUCUGGAAAACACAUACCAACUACUUUACAAGGUCCAUUUCAUCCUAUAACUAUCCAUUUCGAUCCGUCUUUACGUCGAGGCAGCGAUGACAUACCCAUGGAUGAUCCAAGGCUGAAGAAGAAUGUGACCUCUAUGUUCCCUGAACAAAUUGCUCUUGCUUUAUGCACUCCAACUUCAAUGUGGGUGUCCUGGGUUACUGGGGAUGCACAGAUUGGUCCCAAUGUGACUGCACUUGAUCCUACAUCAGUUGCCAGUGAGGUUUGGUAUGGCAAAGAAAGUGGCAAGUAUAGUAGCAAAAAGAGAGGAAAUGCAACUGUUUAUAGCCAAUUGUACCCCUUUGAGGGGCUCUUCAAUUAUACCUCUGCCAUCAUUCACCAUGUCAGAAUUGAUGGCCUGGAACCAGAGACAAAAUAUUACUACAGGUGUGGAGAUAGCUCACUUCCAGCUAUGAGUGAAGAGCAUGUGUUUGAAACUUUACCAUUACCUGCUCAAAAUUCAUAUCCUCGUAGAAUAGCAGUUAUAGGAGAUUUAGGUCUAACCAGAAAUUCAUCAACAACCAUUGAUCAUCUGUCAAAGAAUGACCCUUCAUUGAUCUUAAUGGUUGGAGACUUGACCUAUGCUAAUCAGUACCUUACAACUGGUGGGAAAGGUGUUCCAUGCUUUUCAUGUGCUUUCCCAGAUGCACCAAUUAGGGAGACUUAUCAACCUCGUUGGGAUGGAUGGGGAAGGUACAUGGAGCCACUGGUCUCAAGAGUUCCUAUGAUGGUCAUCGAGGGAAACCACGAAAUCGAACCUCAAGCAGCUGGGAUCACUUUCAAAUCAUACUUGACAAGGUUUGCAGUUCCAGCUAAGGAGUCUGGCUCUAGCAGUAACCUUUAUUACUCUUUUGAUGCUGGAGGGGUACAUUUCAUUAUGCUCGGGGCUUAUGUUGACUACAAUAGUACAGGAGCUCAAUAUGCUUGGCUAAAGGAAGACUUACGCAAAGUAGAUCGAACAGUAACCCCAUGGCUUGUAGCAGCUUGGCAUCCACCAUGGUAUAAUAGUUACUCCUCACAUUAUCAGGAAUUUGAAUGUAUGAGGCAGGAAAUGGAACAACUUUUAUAUCAUUAUGGCGUUGAUAUCGUAUUUUCCGGCCAUGUUCAUGCUUAUGAGAGGAUGAACAGAGUGUAUAAUUAUACUUUAGAUGCUUGUGGACCUAUCUACAUAACAGUCGGAGAUGGCGGGAACAUCGAGAAAGUAGAUGUUGAUCAUGCAGAUGAACCUGGAAAAUGCCCUUCACAAGGAGACAAUAUGCCAGAGAUUGGAGGUGUGUGCCACUUGAAUUUCUCAUCUGGUCCGGCUAAAGGCAACUUUUGUUGGGACAGACAACCAGAGUGGAGUGCAUAUAGAGAAAGCAGCUUCGGGCAUGGAAUCCUUGAGGUUUUGAAUUCGACAUACGCAUUGUGGAGUUGGCACAGAAAUCAGGAUACAUACAAGGAGGAUAGUCCUGGCGAUCAAAUCUAUAUAGUGCGACAGCCUGACAUAUGCUCUCCAUCAACAUCCUUAAAAUUCUUUUUUGUCUUUUUGGUCAUGACAGGGAAACAAUGAGUCGGAACAAGUAAAAGGAGCAGCCGUAUCUGCUAAAUGCUUAUGUGUACUAUUACUCUUCAUGGUUGCCUUCGUUAUCUAUCAACUAUUGCUGUGUGAUUAGCAUAGACCAGAGGAAUGAUUUGCCAAUGUUACCCUUCUAAGACCAUAUAAAUAUAUUUUAAGGACACGUACCACUCUAUUAAUAUUGCUGGUGAGUCUAAUUAUUUUAUACACUUGGAAUAUAAAAGAAAAAAGAGUUUCGGAAGGAGGUUGAGGAUGUUACCAUAUGUUUGUGUUUUUUUAUAAAGAUGCAUGAUAAUUGAAGUUUCAUAUUUUAGUGACAA
Messenger RNA from Gossypium raimondii (Peruvian cotton), 2071 nucleotides. Its product is annotated as purple acid phosphatase 23. The transcript has 8 exons. NCBI's taxonomy places the organism in Eukaryota, Viridiplantae, Streptophyta, Magnoliopsida, Malvales, Malvaceae. The coding region runs from base 105 to 1745 and encodes 546 amino acids. Gene Ontology annotation, molecular function: acid phosphatase activity; metal ion binding. The record is from RefSeq and is a predicted model, not a curated record.